AUGGAAAAAUUCGACGUGCUCAUCUGUGGCAGUGGCUCUGCGGGGCUCUGCGCUGCGACCUGGCUGGCGCGCUAUGGCGUGCGGUGCAAGGUGUUGGAGCGCCGCGAUGGUCCAAUGAAGAUGGGCCAGGCGGAUGGCGUGCAAUGCCGGACCGUCGAGAUCUUUGAGAGUUUUGGUAUUAGCGAGGAGCUUCUGCGAGAGGCCUACCAUGUCGUCGAGGUGAACUUCUGGGCCGACAAUGGCACCGGCGCCAUCAAGCGCACUGGACGGACGGCGGAUACCCAGCCGGGGCUCUCGCACCAGCCGCAUGUCAUCCUGAACCAGGCGCGCAUCAACGGCCUGCUCAUUGAGCUGAUGCAGAAGUUCAACAACCAGCAAAUCGACUAUGGGUACAAUGUCUCGUCGGUGCAGGUGGACAGCGCGGCCGCGGCCGACUCGGAGGCCUACCCCGUCAUAGUCACCGCAGAGAAAAAUGGGAAGACGGAGACAUUCGCUGCGAAAUAUGCAUUGGCUUGUGAUGGGGCCCACAGUAUCGUCCGCAAAGCGCUGGGAUUCAAGAUGGUCGGGGAUAGCAGUGAUGCUGUCUGGGGUGUGAUGGACAUGGUGCCCCGGACCAACUUCCCCGACAUCCGCAAAAAGUCGACGAUUCGCUCCCAGUCAGGCAAUCUCCUGAUCAUCCCCCGUGAGGGCGACAGCACCAACUUGACUCGAUUCUAUAUCGAGCUCGCGCCGGGAACCAACCCGAAGGAUGUGACCUUGGCGAAUCUGCAGCGCCAAGCACAAAGUAUCUUCCAACCAUACCAAGUCGACUUUGUGGAGACCGUCUGGUGGUCAGCCUACUCGAUCGGCCAGCGCCAUGCCGACUACUUCCACAAGGACUACCGGGUCUUCCUGGCCGGUGACGCCUGCCACACCCACUCGCCCAAGGCCGGCCAGGGUAUGAAUGUCAGUCUGCAGGACGGGUAUAACAUUGGCUGGAAACUCGGCGAGGUCCUGACUGGUCUGGCCUGCCCGUCCCUGCUCGAGACCUACGUUCUGGAGCGGAGAAAGGCCGCGAUCGAUCUCAUCAAUUUCGACCGCUACUUCUCCAAACUCUUUUCCUCCGGGGCGAGCACAUCCCCUGCUGAAUUUCAAGAAGGCUUCAUCCAGUCCGGCAAAUAUACUGCCGGAUUGACAGCCAAGUACGAUGUGUCUCCCCUGACCACUGCCAUGGAGUCCACCCAGCUGGCCUCGAAUGUCCAUGUCGGUAUGCGCCUGCCCAGCGCACAGGUUGUGCGAUUCUGCGAUUCGAAGCCCUUGCAGCUUAUGAGGGCACUCAAAUCGGAUGGCCGGUGGCGCAUCAUGGCUUUCGUUGGCGAUCUGGCCGUUGCAGAGAAUCAGGCCAAGCUGAACAGGCUCGGAGAGUAUCUCUCAUCGCGUGAUGGGCCCGUUUACACCUUCACUCCCAAGUCUCAAGAUGCGGACAGUCUGAUUGAGGUCGUCGUGAUCGGUCAUGGAAAGCGCCACGAUGUUGAGCUGGAACAGAUUCCGCAAUGUUUCUAUCCAGUUGCGGGCAUGAACCAAACAAGAGAUCUUCACAAAAUUUACUACGACGAUGAGAGCUACAACAAGGGCCAUGGCCAGGCAUAUGAGUUCUUGGGCAUCGAUCCGAAGCAAGGAGCCCUCAUUAUCGUCCGGCCGGAUCAGUAUGUGUCCGCCGUGCUAGACGUCAAUGACUAUCCCGAGAUCGGCAGGUUCUUUGCAGCCUUCCUUAAACCCCAGGCAUAG
This is a messenger RNA of Penicillium canariense, 1767 nucleotides long. RefSeq names its product putative phenol 2-monooxygenase. Lineage: Eukaryota; Fungi; Ascomycota; Eurotiomycetes; Eurotiales; Aspergillaceae. The record is from RefSeq and is a predicted model, not a curated record. The coding region runs from base 1 to 1767 and encodes 588 amino acids. The transcript has 5 exons. Gene Ontology annotation, molecular function: FAD binding.